Molecule: messenger RNA, 1060 nt
Organism: Pelodiscus sinensis (Chinese soft-shelled turtle)
Lineage: Eukaryota; Metazoa; Chordata; Testudines; Trionychidae
Source: RefSeq, a predicted model, not a curated record
UUUGGAUGCGUAAAGACUCUAAAACAAGUAUCUCGCUGGGGAAAAGCAGACACAUCACACUUCCACUCCAGGAAAGGAAAGAGAAGUAUAAACGGGCUUCCAGGAAGCCUGAACGGCUCGGUGCAGUUGGCUAACCUCACAAAGCAGACUGCAAGGACCUUUAUAUGCAUUCCCCGCCGUCCCCAGAUCCCGAAAUAAAUAAAGGAACCUCGAGGGGCCAGCUGCACAACAGUAACACUGUGCUAUGCUUCGAGAUGUCAUGGGGAAAACCUUUCGACUUCUGGGGUAUACCAUUCAAUAUGGCUGCAUAGCACACUGUGCCUUUGAGUAUCUUGGAGGAGUUGUUGUGUGUUCUGGACCUUCAAUGGAACCAACAAUUCAAAAUUCUGACAUUGUCGUUUCGGAGAAUCUUAGUUGCCGUUUUUAUUCCAUUCAGAAAGGUGAUAUUGUAAUUGCAAAAAGCCCAAAUGAUCCAAAAUCAAAUAUCUGUAAAAGAGUAAUUGGCUUGGAAGGAGACAAAGUUUGUACAAGCAGUCCUUCAGAUUUCCGUAAGAGCCACAGUUAUGUCCCUAAAGGGCAUGUUUGGUUAGAGGGAGAUAAUCUCAGGAAUUCUACAGAUUCCAGGUGUUAUGGACCUGUUCCUUAUGGACUGAUAAGAGGACGCAUUUAUUUCAAGAUGGAAAGGGGAUGGGGGAGAAGAGGCUUCAUAAGUGUAAAGACGACUCCUACAUCAAGGACAGUUCUACAGGGUUAUGCUAUUGAACUUAUAACAUUCCUCAGACAAGUUGCUAGUCUGUCCCAGUAUGGAGAACAAAUAAAUACUAAAGAAGCUUCAGGGGGUAGCUAAGUUAGUCUGUACAGGAUAAACUUAAAAAACAACAAAUAGUCUGGCAGCACUUUAGAGACUAACAAAACAUAUAGAUGGUAUCAUAAGUUUUCGUGGGCACAACCCACUUCUUCAGAUGACCUGAGGGUUUUUUCAGCAUUUGAGCCAUAGAAUAAGAAUCAGAGAGACAGACUUUUUUUGGUGUGUACUUUAUUUUUUUUGCCCCAAAGAAAA